CGUCUCCUCGGUCCCUACAUUCGACUACCAUAACACACUGCCCAGACCAUGUCUUCCUGGCGGUCUUGACAUCUCUGUCCAAACCACCACCUCGCGUACAUCUCCAUGGUGAUUUCCUGUUGUACUUAUGUUGAGUUACGCCACAAUGCCUUCUCAAGGAUCUCAACCCCUCUCCCAAUCAUCUCCUUUGUGUUUCCCUUUGCUCAAAUUUUCUUAUGCUACUGUAUCUAACGAAAGCAUUGCUCCCAUACCAUGGAUUCAUCUCUCCAGCAAGGGUGUUCUCUUCGCCAUUUUUGAAACCAGCUCGGUUCAGCUGAGAGAUGGUCGAACUGAGGAGUGUCAAACGUUCAAAGUGCUGCAAGAUCCUGAAGUCAUGGAAGAACUCGACCUCAAUGAGUUGGCGGUCGACGCCCAUCUUGCUCUAUUUGAUGCACGAUACGCACCAACUGCCAAUGUCCCUCACGUCGCCAUCAUAGUCAAAGUGCCUAUGAUUGCAAUCAAAUAUCCCAUGCCUAAUGGACAGGUGACAAAGACCCAUAUCCAAGCCUUCAAUACUCACCAGACUCCAGAUCCGACGUUUUCAGAUUCGCUUCUCCGAGAAUGAAGACUACUACGAAGCCAUGAAGAUGCUCUCGAGGGCGAAUGUGCCCACCGUCGAAGCCGGUACCUUUCCAGCUCACAAACCACAAGUCGCACCAAGACCAGCCGCAUUGAACCCCGUAACACCUAGCGACUCCGUUUCUCAAAUUGGACUGUCGAUACCUGGUUCGAGGGAAAACACUACAAACAAUGACAUGUCUGCUCUCUGUGUGUCUCGACCAAUGGCUCCUCCACAGAGAUUUGUGGCACCUGCACAACCAGCACAAUAUUCUUUGAGUGCACGACCACCACCUGAUGGAGACUUGCGCCCGGUGCAGACGCCGGAUCUUGGGCGUGCAUAUCCCAAAUCUAAUCUUGCACUUAGCACCGCCACUACUCUGGUUCCCGAGACACAGCAUCUCAGAAGACCCCUUGCUUUGCAAAACCAAUCAGAAGACGAACGUGGCGGUGAUAUACGCAGCCGGCAAUCGGCCAUAGCGUCUCAGUACCCCGAGUUUCAGGCCUUGCUGGGAAACACAGACCUAGGGCUUCAUGGAGCGCAAUUAGCAUCGCAAAUUACAAGAUCUCAAGUCAACCAUCACACCUGUUCACCCUUUACAGGCGGAAGCGAUGGUCCAGUCGGUAGGAUAGGGCGAAUUGAUGAGCAACUCACAAGUGUCCAAGAAGACUCAAGCCUUACCACGACCACGACCGCGAAAGGUAAGGGAAAGCGAAACGCGGCAAACAAGCCCGCAAAGGCGCCAGCAGUCAAAAAGCCCCGAACUGCCGCAUCGCGCAAGAAGACUACAACAAAGAAAGCACAAGAGGACAAGCGGGUGCCGACUCUUGAUGAACUACUUCAACAACCGGGAUACAGUUUGCUGCCGAACACUACGACCACCGAGUCCCGAAGCAUUCCAUGUCUGGAAAAUAAUCCGACCGAGCUCGACCAGAGGAAGAGCGUGGAAAUUGCCGAAACAGAGUACGACGCCGACCUCCACCCAGCUCAGGGUAGUUCAAGUCUCGGUGGCACGACGACCGGGUGCUUGACUCGCCCUGUAUCUCGAGCCCUUUCGUCGAUUCCAAUGCAAUAUAUCGAAGGAAGCGAUGAAAGCGUUCCCAAAGCUGCACUUGCACCAUGUACGCCAGCAGACCAGAUCAUCAUCAACCCAGCAACGCCAGCUUCGCCAGCCGCUCAGGCACAUACUACAGCCCUACCUCAACCCACGUCUAUUCCGCACCAUCGGGAACCCGGGGCUACGCCCCAUACCCAAGAGCCACAAUCUUCAACCCUUCCUGUACCCGACAGCGCUCUCCUCGACCUCGCACAGCAGUGCCUUUCCGCGGACCCGGCAUUCGACCUCUCCUCCGCUCAGUCCCGGCUUGAGGCGUGGAUCAAGCUACCUGAGCCGACACAGGCGACGGCGCUGAGGACUUAUUUCUGCGACCUGAUCAUGACAGAGGGGUUCAGCCAGCUGUGCAAGAGCGUGGAACUGUUUUGGGAAGGCGCAAUUCUGGAGGGGAGGAUGAUGACAAUGACUGCGGCGGCGGGGCCCGGGGCGGUGACGCCGGAUCCUGGCUCGACACACGAGACCGACGAAGAAGAAAUUUAGAAUCAAGCAAACAAAAAGAGCAAAGAGACAGAGCCCAGCAGAAGAGGUAGAAUGGGAACAUGGACCGAAGACCAGAAAGAUGGUUCAAGGGAGAAAAGAGAGAGCACGCGGGGGAAAAGAACGGUGAAGAUCUAAGGGCCGGGGGAUACGCAUGCACAGGUAGGAGCAGAGUGCAGUCAUCCACAGGCCAUCCAUCCAAUCAUUCAGUCAGCCAGGCCAGCAGAGAGGAAUCUGAAAACUACAAAAGCGAUGCCAGUUAGAAGACGGAAGAGGUGGAAGAGGUGCGCAGGAGUUGAUGGGUGCUAUGGUUUUGAUUUCAGACGGAUGUUCGCCUUGUUAGACUGGUAGACAACAUAGAUAGAGAGAAGCAUGUC
This is a messenger RNA of Cladophialophora immunda, 2566 nucleotides long. RefSeq lists its product as hypothetical. NCBI's taxonomy places the organism in Eukaryota, Fungi, Ascomycota, Eurotiomycetes, Chaetothyriales, Herpotrichiellaceae. Bases 621 to 2192 code for a protein of 523 amino acids. The record is from RefSeq and is a predicted model, not a curated record. The transcript is spliced from 2 exons. Gene Ontology annotation, biological process: reciprocal meiotic recombination.